This is a messenger RNA of Chinchilla lanigera (long-tailed chinchilla), 4365 nucleotides long. It is a transcript of the gene Mroh7, whose product is annotated as maestro heat-like repeat family member 7. The transcript is spliced from 24 exons. Bases 296 to 4204 code for a protein of 1302 amino acids. Lineage: Eukaryota; Metazoa; Chordata; Mammalia; Rodentia; Chinchillidae. Gene Ontology annotation, cellular component: cytoplasm. The record is from RefSeq and is a predicted model, not a curated record.
UUUCCAGGGGUGGGGUCAGCCUCUGCUAGGCGGGUACCACCUUGACCCCACCCCCAUGGGAAGAGUCUCCCCUCUGCUGUAAUUCCAGUUAGAGCGUCUUAUCUUUGACUUAGAGCUGAAUUUUCUGUUGCCAUGUGGAUGCCCCAGGGGCCUACUCCUGCCUGAGAACACCAUGAUUGCAGGAGCACGGCAGUGAGUCAGCCGCCUGGACAGAAGGGGCAGAAACACCAAGAGGCCUCCCGACAGACCCGGCACCGAGUCCAGGGCGAAUCUCAUCCCCUGUGAAGGCCCACAGAUGACACCAAGUCUCCAGUCCUACGGGGGCCCAGGCCUGGGCUUUGGCAGCAUCCCCGGGCCUGACCCAGAAGCAGUCCUCCCUCCCAACUCUGACCCGCCCCCGAGUCCUGGCGUGGCCCUUGUUGCAGACCUGAAUCCAAUUCUGAGCCCUCAGCCAGGGGAGGUCCCUGGUCCGGUGCCCGAUGACACCCCCAGCAGCAGGGCCACGACGCCAUCCUCCCUCCAGACCCCCGCUUCCUGUUGUGUGGAAACCAUGGGCCCAGAUGUGAAUCACACCUCCAGGCCGGACCCACAAGGGCCCCCAUCUCCAGCCGUAAGCCCCACUCCCAGCCCUGACUCUCCCGAGACCACCAAUCUGGGCUCCAGGAACCCCUCCAGGCAGAGUUCCGAGGAGGCCUACCUGUCCCUCUCCAGGAGCAAGACUUUUGAUUUGGGUCAGAGUAACUCCAAUCCUUCCAGGCCUGCAUCAAACCCAUUUAUAAGGCUCUAUUCGAGAGAAAGCCUGGCUCUGGACCACCGCCUCUCCAGGCUGGGCUCACAAGCGCUGCUCCUGCCAGCCUCUGACACAUCUCUGGCUUCUAACUCCAGCCAGCAAUUUGGCCCAGGCAGCCGCAACGUCUCCAAGCAGAGCUUGAACAUUGCUGCAGGUUCUUGGGGAGCCUUAAUCCCAGACACAAAUGAGCCUGUCACUUUGGUGUCCCACAGCCUCUCUGAGUGUGUUCUGAAAGGAGCCUUUGGGGCAGCCUGGAGCGCGGCUUCCCAGGAGACAAUCAAUGUGACUCCGAAUGGCCAUCCCAGAUCCGAUCUGAACAUGACCGUCAUCCAGGCCUCAAGCCUGACGCUGAUCCCCGGCUCCAGUGAUCACAGCGGCUUGCACUCUGCUGCCCACGGGCCCAACUCAGCCAGCUCUCCAUCCUCGUACUUGACCCUUCUCCUCGGCUCCAAGGAGACCCUGAGCGUGGGCUCCAGCCUCUUGGUGAGCGACACCUCUACCCUGACAGUGAGCAGCCAGCCUGAUGGUUCUCAGGACAACAGCGUCCUCACCACGCCCCUGGAGAACCUAGAGAGCUGGGGCGAGGGGGCCAGCAUGGACAGGGGCCAGGUACCACCGCUGCAGUUGUCUGCCUCCAAUACCAGGGACCAGGACGCUGCGCCCUUCUGCUGCCUCCCUGAGGGAGCCUCCGGUGAAGCGGCCAAAUCUCCGGAGAAGGUGCCAGAGAAGACAGAAGAUGGCAGCGAAGUGGCUCCGGUAGACAACGCCGUGCCCCAGGACCUGCUGGGAGCGGAAGGAGAGAAGAAGACUCUGAUGAUGAAGAUGAUGAGGCAGAUCCAGGAGGAGCCGCUGGACUCGCUAUCCACCUCCGUCCGCCGGCAGGCCCUGGAGACCCUGGCCCAGCUGAGCCACACGAGCCCCGCGCUGGGCGUGCCGGAGCGAGUGGAGCUGGUCAGCGCAUGCGUGCGCAGUGUGUUCUCGCUGCCCUCCGUGCGGGCCAUGCAGGAGCGCGACGAGGCCAAGGCGGAGGCCGUCCAGACGCUUUACCAUCAGACGCUGGACGCACUGCAGUCCCUGCUCAAUGCCCUCUUUACUGAAGACCCCACUCCUGCCGGGCUCAGGAGCAUCUUGGAGCCCCUGGGGCCCUGGAUGAACUCUGGGAAGGCCCACGAGCGUGCUCGAGCUGUGAACAGCAACGUGUCUCUGCUGAACCACAUGCUUCUGAGCCUGCCUUUCUACAUGUCCUCGGGGUUCCCUGCACUGGGGCUUCUGCUGGGCAGGCUCAUCCUUCGUAUCGGGGAUCCUGAUGAGGAGAUUGGCCGGGAGGCUCUGGACGGCAUCACCAUCCUCUACACAAUCCUGGAGCUCCAGAAACGAGCCGGAGAUGAGGACGAGAGCAACAAGAAGGCACUGUAUGAGAGCAACAAGCGCUUCCUGGGCCCCUACGACCCCGUCAGCCCGAGCCAGAACAUCUUGCGCGUGAUCGCGGAGUUUGGAGACUUCUUGGGCCCCCAGCAGGUGAAGGACCUGCUGCUGGCAGCUGUGGAGGGGCUGAGGGUUGGCUCGGAGGCUCAGGGGCAGGACGCCAGGGAGAUGACGCAGCUGGCCUCUGAGGUCACGCUUGGCUCCGUGCUGGAGUGGUACCGCCACAGGGCCCUGGAGGUGAUCCCAGAAAUCCUGCAGGGCAUCUACCUGCAGCUAAGCCACAUCCAGGAGCCACAGGCCCGAGAGGUGGCCCUGCUGCCUGUCUCCUUCCUGGCCAGCUCCUUCAUGGCCGAGGUGGUGGUGGCCCUGCUCAUGUGCCCCCUCCCGCUGGACAGCAACGGAGCCGAGAUGUGGAGGCAGCUGAUCCUGCGCAAGCCCAGCUGUGACGUCCGAGACCUCCUCGAUCUGCUGCUGACCAGCCUGAAGGAGAAACCUGUCACCAAGAAGGGCCGGGCCUCCAUCAUGCCCCUGGCGGCAGCCUGCGGCCUGUGCGAGCUCCUGUCUGUCAACAGCUGCGCAGGCCAGGUGAGGCGCAUCUACCCCCAGCUGCUCCUGGCCCUGCUCAUUCAGGUCCACUACCACAUCGGCCUUAAGCUGCCUGGCCACAGGGUUCCUGGCCAGGACGCCAAGGACCACGUGCAGCCUCCCGCCUUCAGGCCUGUGCGCUGGGUGGUGAAAGUGGUGAAGACCUUGCUGCUGAAGAUGGGGUGCUCACAAGAGGCUGCGUUCGUGGAGGCCGAGGGUGGCUGGGAGCUGAUGGAGCAGGCAAAGGGCCACCACCUCGGAGUGUCACUGCUGGCCAGGGCCAUGGUAAGCUACUCCUGCCAGGAGCUGUGCCGCAUCCUCUACCUGCUCAUCCCACUCCUGGAGCGCGGUGAUGAGAAGCACAAGAUCACCGCCACCGCCUUCUUCGUGGAGCUCCUCCAGAUGGAGCAGGUGCGCCGGAUCCCCGAGGAGUACUCUCUGGGGCGGAUGGUGGAAGGCUUGGGCCACCACGACCCUGUCAUGAAGGUGCUGGCCAUCCGGGGCCUGAUGAUCCUGGCCCGCAGGUCAGAGAAGACAGCCAAGGUGCAGGCCCUGCUGCCCUCCAUGGUGAAGGGCCUGAAGAGCAUGGAUGGGGUGCUGGUGGUGGAGGCAGUCCACAGCCUCAAGACCAUCUUCAAGGGAAAAGACCGGAAGCAGAGGGACAGCUCAGUCUAUGUGGAGAUGCUGCAGGUCCUGCUGCCACACUUCAGUGACUCAAGAGAGGAUGUGCAAUCCUCCUGCAUCAACAUGUACGGGAAGGUGGUCCAGAAGCUUCAGGCACCCUGCACGCAGGCCGUGGAGGAGCAGCUGACCAACACGUUGGUGCCGCUCCUGCUGAUCAUGCAGGAGGGCAACGCCAAGGUGGGCCAGAAGUGUGUGAAGACCCUGUUCCGCUGUUCUUGCUUCAUGGCUUGGGAGUUGCCGAAGACAGCUUACAGCCGGAAGUCCUGGGACAACAGGCAGCAGGCAGUGGCCAAACUUUGCAAGUACCUUGUGAACACCCACCGGGACAGCGCCUUGACAUUCCUCCGCCAGGUCCUGGAGUACGCCAAGAACCCGCGGGCCUCCCUCCGGAAGUCCUCAGUCGUGUUCAUAGGGUCCCUGGUGCCCUGCAUGGAGAACAUAAUGACGGAAGACUGGCGGAAUGAAGUGAAAGCUGCUCUGGAAGACCUGAGACGUGACCCGGAGGCAUUUGUGUGCAUCUGUGCGGCCCAGGCCCAGGACCAUAUCUUGGCCAGCUGCCGGCGGCACUCCUGGCCGCUGCCACGUGGGGACUCACUGGUGUGUGGCCCAGUCAUCUCGCACUGCUGGACCCCCAGCUCUGAGGACCGGCCCACCUCGCACAAACGGCGCUUCUGGAUCACACAGGCCCUGGGCUCCUGGAAAAUGGCCUUGAAGCAAUGACAUCCGGCCCGCACUCCUGACUCACCAUAAAUGUCCCAUAUGGGUGUGCUCAGCACUUCCUCUUGGGAUGGGCGGAGUUCUGCGCGGCCACACUGUGUGCAGUGAAGCUGAGGGGAGUGUGGCCCUCCCUUGUUGACUACACUGGAGUUCACUGAGGUGCA